AUGGCCUAGGUGAAACCUCAUGGCCAACAUCACCGGGAUGGCCAACCACACUGGAGGGUCGGAUUUCAUCCUGAUGGGACUCUUCAGACAAUCCAAACAUCCAGCUCUACUUUGUGUGGUCAUUUUUGUGGUUUUCCUGAUGGCGUUGUCUGGAAAUGCUGUCCUGAUCCUUCUGAUACACUCUGACGCCCACCUCCACACCCCCAUGUACUUGUUCAUCAGUCAGUUGUCUCUCAUGGACAUGGUGUACAUUUCUGUCACUGCACCCAAGAUGCUCCUGGACCAGGUCAUGGGUGUGAAUAAGAUCUCAGCCCCUGAGUGUGGGAUGCAGAUGUUCCUCUAUCUGACACUAGUAGGUUCGGAAUUUUUCCUUCUAGCCGCCAUGGCCUAUGACCGCUACGUGGCCAUCUGCCAUCCUCUCCGUUACCCUGUCCUCAUGAACCAUAGGGUGUGUCUCUUCCUGGCAUCGGGCUGCUGGUUCCUGGGCUCAGUGGAUGGCUUCAUGCUCACUCCCGUCACCAUGAGCUUCCCCUUCUGCAGAUCCCGGGAGAUUCAUCAUUUCUUCUGUGAAGUUCCUGCUGUAACGAUCCUGUCCUGCUCGGACACCUCACUCUAUGAGACCCUCAUGUACCUCUGCUGUGUCCUUAUGCUCCUCAUCCCUGUGACGGUCAUUUCAAGCUCCUAUUUACUCAUCCUCCUCACCAUCCACAGGAUGAACUCAGCAGAGGGGCGGAAAAAGGCCUUUGCCACCUGCUCCUCCCACCUGACUGUGGUCAUCCUCUUCUAUGGGGCUGCCGUUUACACCUACAUGCUCCCCAGCUCCUACCACACCCCUGAGAAGGACAUGAUGGUAUCUGUCUUCUAUACCAUCCUCACUCCAGUGCUGAACCCUUUAAUCUAUAGUCUUAGGAAUAAGGAUGUCAUGGGGGCUCUGAAGAAAAUGUUAACUGUGAGAUUCGUCCCUUAGGAAAUUAUAAAGUAGGAAAUUUGGAUAUAAAGAUUUAUUUUCCUUUUCUCUACCCAUCAAAUACUUAGGAUUUUAUCCCUAUGUUAUUCCUUAGGCUCUAAUACAAUGAUGUCUCAUCUCAUAUUCACCUCAUUUUGAGGAAUUCUUUCACUGUGUGGAAACUAUUUCACAGUCUUUGUCCAUCCAAAAUUAUACAAUUGUACUAAUGUAACAUUUUUGGAAGUUGAUAACUGCUCUCUAAUUUUGUGAAAAAGUAUUCUUAACCUUAGGUAAUACUUAAUAUUUAGAGACAAAAAGGUCAUGAGGUGUUCAAAUGAUGAGAGGGAAAGAGGGAGGGAGAGAGAAGAGGGGCAAUGAAACUGAGUACAAUGUUGCUGCCACAGGUGAGUAUGGGUAAAGGGUAUAUAGGUAUUAAUUGUACUAUUCUUUUUUAAUGAUACUUUUUUGUGAAGUUGAAAUCAUUUACAAAUAAUUAAAUACCAGGCUUUUCUCCCUUUUUGAAAAUAUUCUCCUUUCUGCGUGGUGACAGUGUGACAUCUUAGAAAUCAUGCUCAUUUCAUUAUGACUAAUCAUUACCGAGAAAAUCCAGUCAUCGCCCCUUGUUUAUUGAGGGCUACCUUUUUCUGCAUGGUCCAAUUCUGAUGACAUCUAGUGGAUUUACCUCUCUGAAAUAAUUACUGCCAUGUGGUGUAUUGAGGAUGUAGGACCACAUAAGGGACUGCAGAAAAAAUAUUACACCUUAGUGGAAGGAGUUUUGGGGAAGGUUACCUGCCCAGGGUGAUUCCUGAGCUGAGAUUUCAAACAUGUAACUUGUUAUACAAACAAGCAGAGGGAUGGCAUCAACAUUCAAUCCUUCAUUUAUUCAACAAGCAUUUUGUACUAGUUUAUGAUUAAAAAUAGUUAAAUAAGAUUAAAUUUUGAAUAGCACAUGGCUACUUUUACUAAGGAGUGAGUUUGAAAAAUACAUGUAGUUGUUUAUGCAAAUGUAAGAAAAUAAGCUGUUUUGAUACAUGUGAAGGAUACAGCUCAUUGAGGACACACUAAUUCUAUCUGUGACAUCUGAGUUUAAGGAGCUGAGAGGAGACUCUGGGGCUCAGUGCUGAAUAGUGACUAGAAGUUACCCUCAGAUGAGUGUGUGAUAGUGGAGCCAUAGGAACAUGCUCAGAGACAUGCUGCAAGGGAAAAAGCACAGCAUGAGCAAAGACAGGGCUGAGCAAGCAAGAGAGAUCAAUGUCCAGUAGACCCUUCUUUCUUAUUUCAUCUUAGGCUUAUUUCUUGCCAUUGUGUGGCCCAGAGUUUUACAAACAAUAGUGAAAUGAUCAGAUUCGUAUUUUAGAAAUGUUAUUUGUGGGGUAAUCAAUUGGAGAUGUGCAAGACCAAAAACAGAGACCAGGUAAAUGAGAAUGGUGAUCUAAAUGAUGUUGAUCUAAGUGGAGUCGACCAUGCCUUUACCCCAGAAUCGGCUGAUAGGAGGACACUUGAGGUGGGGGGUCUGCUGAACCUGUUACAUAAAAGCACAAAUGUGGUAGCUGCAUGCCUAUAAUUUCCUAACUGGCUAUGUCC
Messenger RNA from Nomascus leucogenys (northern white-cheeked gibbon), 2530 nucleotides. RefSeq names its product olfactory receptor 2T29. Gene Ontology annotation, molecular function: olfactory receptor activity; G protein-coupled receptor activity. Gene Ontology annotation, biological process: G protein-coupled receptor signaling pathway. Gene Ontology annotation, cellular component: membrane. The record is from RefSeq and is a predicted model, not a curated record. Lineage: Eukaryota; Metazoa; Chordata; Mammalia; Primates; Hylobatidae.